AUGGAAAUAUCGGCGGAGCCCAUCAGAGUUCAAAGCUUAUCCCAAGCCGGCCUCAACCAAGUCCCGCCCCAAUACAUUCAACCUCCCCAGCACCGACCCAAUCGACCUUCUUCUUCAACCAACAUUCCGCUCGUCAACCUUUUCGGCCUCGACCCGACCCGACGUGAUUCGGUUCGGGCCUCAAUCGGGCAAGCCUGCCGGGACUGGGGCGCCUUCCACGUCACCAACCACGGCAUUCCUGCCAGCAUAGUCGACGCCAUCAAGCGCGCGGGCCUCACCUUCUUCAACGACAGCUCAGUCGAAGACAAACUCAAUUAUGCGUGCGAUCCGAGCUCGUCGGCGUCGGAGGGCUACGGCAGCCGGAUGCUGGAGAAGGACGACACCGUUUUGGACUGGAGGGACUAUUUCGACCACCACACCCUCCCCCUCCGUCGCCGGAACCCCACCCGAUGGCCCCAUUUCCCCGCAGAUUACCGCCAGGUGGUUUCCAAGUACAGCGAUCGAAUUGCUUCGCUGGCGCGAGAGUUGCUGGGGCUGGCGUCCGAGAGCCUGGGGCUUGAAACGCGGCGUUUAGAGGAGGCGGUAGGGGAGUUUUGGCAGAACAUUACGAUCAGCUAUUACCCGCCGUGUCCUCAGCCUGAGCUGACUUUGGGCCUGCAGGCCCAUUCGGAUUUUGGUGCGAUUACGCUGUUGGUCCAGGACGAGGUGGGUGGGCUUGAGGUGCUUAAAGACGGAGAGUGGGUUCCUGUGAAGCCUUUGGGUGGUGAUGCCAUUGUUGUUCUUCUAGCUGACCAAACCGAGAUAAUGACCAAUGGGAAGUACAGGAGUGCUCAACACAGGGCUCUAACCAAUUCCAAUCAGGCACGUCUCUCAGUUGCUACAUUUCAUGAUCCAGCCAAGACAGUGAAAGUAUCCCCUGCUUCUGAGCUUACCAGUGCGUCGACUCCUCCCCUCUACCGGGAAGUUGUUUAUGGAGAUUAUGUGUCAUCGUGGUACACAAAGGGCCCAGAAGGAAAACGGAAUAUCGAUGCCCUCCUGCUUGAACCUUGA
Molecule: messenger RNA, 1050 nt
Organism: Prunus armeniaca (apricot)
Lineage: Eukaryota; Viridiplantae; Streptophyta; Magnoliopsida; Rosales; Rosaceae
Source: the annotation of a GenBank genome assembly